Molecule: messenger RNA, 684 nt
Organism: Lichtheimia ornata
Lineage: Eukaryota; Fungi; Mucoromycota; Mucoromycetes; Mucorales; Lichtheimiaceae
Exons: 2
Coding region: 1-684 (227 amino acids)
Biological process (GO): meiotic mismatch repair; UV-damage excision repair; mitotic recombination
Cellular component (GO): ERCC4-ERCC1 complex; nucleus; nucleotide-excision repair factor 1 complex
Molecular function (GO): single-stranded DNA binding; damaged DNA binding
Source: RefSeq, a predicted model, not a curated record
AUGUCGGGUGCAGGACCAUCACCAUCACAGCAACAAAAGCAACAGCAACCACGACGCUCAGGAGGAAAUGCGAUCCUAGUCAAUUACGCACGGCAAAAAGAGAACCCUGUUUUACGACUUGUACACAAUGUGCCAUGGGAGCCUAGCGAUGUCAUUCGAUGCGAUUUCGCGGUGGGUCAAACGACAGGUGUUUUAUAUCUUAGCUUGAGAUACCAUCGACUCAACCCAGGGUACAUUUAUGAUCGAAUGUCGAGUAUGGCAAGGAUGUAUGUGCUGCGGAUCUUGCUUGUAUUGGUUGAUAUCGACAAUUACCAUGAUGCUUUACGGGAACUUAAUCGAUCAGCUAUUCUCAACAACUACACCAUGGUGUUGGCAUGGUCCAAAGAAGAAGCAGCAAGAUACCUUGAGACGUACAAAGCCUUUGAGAACAAGUCACCAGAUCUGAUUCGAGAACGCCCUGUUGAUGACUUUUAUGCACAAAUGACGGAUGCUUUGACGCAUGUACGCAGUGUGAACAAGACCGAUGUUCUUACUUUGCUAUCAUCUUUUGGCUCGUUGCACGGGAUCGCAAGCGCAAGCACAGACCAACUCGCCAUGUGCCCUGGAUUUGGAGAGCAAAAAGUGAAACGAUUACAACAAGCAUUAUCACAGCCUUUUAUUGUCAAUCCAAAGAAGAAAAAAUAA